AUGGACUCUGAUCCUAGAACGCGUCCCUUAUUCCUUGAACCAGGAUGCCUUGAUGCGCUUAACAAAAUACGGAAAAGAAACAUGGCUCCAAAUACACUGCCGCCAACUGGCAGACGCAACAUACUGAAGACCAUCUUAGAACUCGGUCCGCCACCGGGCAGACGACCUCAUUCCGUCACCUACGACCUCAUUCCGUCACCUGUGAACAAAAUACAUGGCUCCAAAUACACUGCCGCCAACUGGCAGACGCAACAUACUGAAGACCAUCUUAGAACUCGGUCCGCCACCUGGCAGACGACCUCAUUCCGUCUUACCCGUUUACCUUACUACAAAGAGGCUACCCGCCAGCUGGCAGGCGAUAGCAUUUGUUGA
Messenger RNA from Paraglomus occultum, 372 nucleotides. Lineage: Eukaryota; Fungi; Glomeromycota; Glomeromycetes; Paraglomerales; Paraglomeraceae. The record is from the annotation of a GenBank genome assembly.